GUGUAAUCAGUCGCUAGUUCAUGCUUGUGGUUGUAAGGAUGCCAACUGCAGUUUGCCUAUCUGUAAUAAAUUAAAACGUGUUGUGGCGCAUACAAGAAUGUGUAGGAGAAAGACAAACACUGGGUGUCCUAUCUGUAAGCAGCUGAUUGCAUUGUGUUGCUAUCAUGCGAAACAGUGUAAUGAACAGAAGUGUCAAGUGCCAUUUUGCCAGCAAAUCAAGCAAAGGUUGCGUCAGCAAGAGUUGCAACAGAGGCUACAUCAGGCGCAGGCAGCUAAACAGGCCCAGGAGGCCGCACAGAGACAGGCUGGCAGCACGGCUAAAGGCAAGAACAUGGGUGGAGGCACCAUUCCCCAGCAGUGGCCUCAGCCCACUCAGAAGAUACCACAGCCAGUGCCCCAGACCAAACCUCAGUCCAUCUUGCCCCAGAACAUCCAGCAGCAGCAGCAGCAAAAUUCUCCCAACAUUGGUCAGAUAAGAGCUAUGCAGCAGCCCCGAAUGCCUGUCCAGAACCAAUGCAUUGUGGGCAUGACAGAUGGUGUACCUGGCAUGAAUAGUGUCAUGAACCAGAACAGGGCUCAGCCAAUGAUUCAGAGACCGCCUAGCCAGAGGGCACCCAAUGAGGCACUGGAGCAGUUGAUGCGAACUUUGAAAUCUCCGCCAUCCCCACAGAAACAGCAGCAGGUUAUACAGAUCCUGAAAUCAAAUCCUCAGUUGAUGGCAGCUUUCAUUAAGCAGAGGAAUCUACCAGUGCAGGGAGUUGGUGGUUUGGCUCCCAGUCCGAUGCAGCCGCGGCCCAACAACCCUUAG
Dreissena polymorpha is the source of this 808-nucleotide messenger RNA. Its product is annotated as CREB-binding protein-like. The record is from RefSeq and is a predicted model, not a curated record. The transcript has a single exon. The coding region runs from base 98 to 808 and encodes 236 amino acids. Gene Ontology annotation, cellular component: histone acetyltransferase complex; nucleus; transcription regulator complex. Gene Ontology annotation, biological process: positive regulation of transcription by RNA polymerase II. Gene Ontology annotation, molecular function: transcription coactivator activity; chromatin DNA binding; histone acetyltransferase activity. NCBI's taxonomy places the organism in Eukaryota, Metazoa, Mollusca, Bivalvia, Myida, Dreissenidae.